AUGACAUCAAAAAUAGAGUACUUGAAGAAGUACCUUUCAAAUGACAGUGGAGGAGAAGAUGACAAGACCAAGAAGAAGAAAAAGAAAAUCAAGAAGCUUAAAAACGUUGUCAUUCAUGAUGAUGACCUGGACUGGAAAAAAUUUAACCCUCAAAGACAAGACGACGAUGAUGACGAAGACCCAGAUCCAUUAAUAUCAGGUCGUCAAGCUGAGACAGUGUACAGGGAUAAAGAAGGGAGAAAAAAAGAUCCUAAAACUGAAAAAGUGUUAACUGAAGAAGAAGAGAGAAAAAAGAAAGAGGAUGAUGCUGUAUUUGCUCAAUGGGGGAGGGGUUAUGUAGCACAAGUGCAGUCGGCUCAAGAGAACAUUGCUGAUGACCUUUAUGAGAUGUCAAAACCUUUAGGAUAUCGUGAUGAUGAAGACUUAGAGAGACUCUUGAAGGAGAGAGAAAGAAGAGGUGAUCCAAUGUUAGCAUUUAUGAAGAAAAAAAAAACACCAACUUAUCAAGGUUCUUGGCCACAAAAUAGAUGUGGUAUUCGUCCUGGUUAUAGAUGGGAUGGUAUUGAUCGAUCUAAUGGAUAUGAGAAUACUCAGUAUGCACUUAAAGCUGAGAAAAAGCUCAAGAAGAGUUUUGCCUAUAAAUGGAGUGUGGAAGAUAUGUAA
Molecule: messenger RNA, 663 nt
Organism: Gigantopelta aegis
Lineage: Eukaryota; Metazoa; Mollusca; Gastropoda; Neomphalida; Peltospiridae
Product: BUD13 homolog
Biological process (GO): mRNA splicing, via spliceosome
Cellular component (GO): U2-type spliceosomal complex; RES complex
Molecular function (GO): RNA binding
Source: RefSeq, a predicted model, not a curated record